AUGCAUCAUACAUACUUGCCCAGUUCUCCAUGGGAAAGCCUUAUCUUAACCUUGUCCCACACCGUCGUCCCUCCACGGGGGGCCGAGCGCUCCUGUGCCGAAGGCAGCCGCGCGGUGGCACAGACGAGCCGCGGCGCCCCAGCCCUGCGCGCGAGGUCGGGCCGUGCCCCACAGAUGGCGGCGGGCCGUCAGGCGCACCCCAGGUACGAGUGCGUCGCCGGCUACGAGCUGUGGCAGGAGAUGUGGUCCGAGGGCAAGAGGCAGUUUUGCUGCUCGCACUACGCCCGCGGCUGUGACUCAGACACCACCCAGAGCAGCAGCUCGACUCCUUCUUCCCCGACCGCGUCGGCCACGUCGACGACGCUUGCGGCGACCAGCGAGGGGGCGUCCGCCCCGACGGACAAGCCGACGGCCACGUCCACGACCACCACGUGCGGUGCCCCCCCAGGGGAGUUCGAGGCCCCCGCCCCGGCGGACGAGCCGCCAGCGGCGUCCACGACCACCACCACGAACACCGAGGGCGACGCCCCCUUGGAGGAACCCGAUGCCCCAGAGGACGAGCCGCCGGCGGCGUCCACGACCACCACCACGAACACCGAGGGCGACGCCCCCGUGGAGGAGCCCGAUGCCCCAGCCCCCGUGGACGAGCCGCCGGCGGCGUCCACGACCACCACCACGAACACCGACGUCGGCGCCCCCGUGGAGGAGCCCGAGGCUGCCGCGCCCGUGGACGAGGCGUCGGCGGCGUCCACGGCCACGGCCACCGCGAGCACCGAGGGUGGCGCGGCAGCGGAGGGGCCAGAGGCCACGGUGACCAGCGGGGCCGUCCCCGCGGGGGACAAGCCGACGGCGACGCUCACGACCACCGCGGCGGGCGCUCCCGCGGGCGAGCCGGAGGCCAAAGACGUCGCCAAGGAUGCUACUGGAACCGCUGCCGCUGCCUGGAAGUCGCCUUGGAGCAGCGACGCGGGCGGAGGCGAGGGGAGUUCCCCCGCGCGGCUGCGGCGCGCGGCGGGCUCGGCCACGCUCCAGGCCGCCGAAGUCCGCCAGCCCCGCGGGCCCGUUCGUCCCCCGGCGUGGCGCCGCCCUCCCAGGCUGGCGAUGGUGGGCUGGUGCGCCGCCGUGCUGCUGCCAGCGGCCGCGUGUGCGGCGGCGUGGCUGGCGUUGCGGCGACGCGCGGGCCCGCCCGGCGCCGGGUCGCCGGACAGCGCGCCACUGCUGCCCGAGGAUGGCGCCAACGAGAUGUUCGCCAGAUUUGCACACCACCGCCAUCUCUUUUGGGGAAAGGGCUUGCUGUAG
Messenger RNA from Prorocentrum cordatum, 1299 nucleotides. NCBI's taxonomy places the organism in Eukaryota, Dinophyceae, Prorocentrales, Prorocentraceae. The record is from the annotation of a GenBank genome assembly.